Molecule: messenger RNA, 2276 nt
Organism: Melanotaenia boesemani (Boeseman's rainbowfish)
Lineage: Eukaryota; Metazoa; Chordata; Actinopteri; Atheriniformes; Melanotaeniidae
Gene: def6c
Product: DEF6 guanine nucleotide exchange factor c
Exons: 12
Coding region: 127-2040 (637 amino acids)
Cellular component (GO): cytoplasm; nucleus
Source: RefSeq, a predicted model, not a curated record
UUUAUGCUCUGCCCCACAUUGCAUUUUGCAAUUCUUCCCUCCAUCGCUCGCUCACCCGUCGCUGCGUAAAAGGCGUUGCGCGCUGCUCAGAAAUGUAGCUCUGUUGUGCGCAAAGCGGUCUCCAAAAUGGACCUAAAAUCCGAACUCCUCAAAUCUAUCUGGUACGCUUUCACAUCGCUGGACGUGGAGCAGUGCGGAAAAGUGUCCAAGUCGCAGUUAAAGGUGCUUUCUCACAACCUGUACACGGUGCUGAACAUCCCACAUGAUCCCGUGGCCCUGGAGGAGCACUUCCAGGACGAUGAUGAUGGGCCGGUGUCCAAUCAUGGCUACAUGCCCUAUCUCAACAAAUAUAUACUGGAUAAGGUGAAAGAGGGGAUGUUUGACAAAGAGAAGUUUGACGACCUGUGCUGGAUGAUGACCAUGAAGAAGAACUUCAAGCAGGUGCAGCAGGGAGCGCUGCUAUCAGAAAAAAACUGUUUCAAGCUCUUCUGUUUGUUCAACCUCCUGUCUGAGGACCGCUAUCCACUGGUGAUGAUCGCAGAAGAGGUGGAGUAUCUCCUCAAGAAAGUCUCCACAGCGAUGAACCAAGAGUGGGAUGGAAAGUCCAUUGAGGACUUAAAAUCCCAGGAUCCCUCCGUGCAGGAAGAUGGGUUAUCUGUGUGGACUUUCCUGGAGCUCAUGAGCUCAGGCCGACUGCUGAGGGUCACCAGUUCUGAGGCUUUCAGCCUGGCUUUGGAUGAGGUGUUUCUGGAGAUGUAUCACAAUGUCUUAAAGAGGGGUUACAUGUGGAAGAAGGGACACAUGCGUAGGAACUGGACUGAGCGCUGGUUUGUGCUGAAGCCCUCCACCAUGACUUAUUAUGUCAGCGAGGACUUAAAAGACAAAAGAGGGGAGAUCCAGCUGGAUAAGAGCUGCGUCAUAGAGCCUAUUCCAGACAAGGAGGGAAAGCGCUGUCUGUUCUGUGUGAAAACCCACAACAAAACCUAUGAGAUGAGUGCGUCUGACCAGAGGCAGAAGGUGGAGUGGACUCAAGCCAUCCAAACAGCCUUUCGUCUCCUCAGUGAGGGCAAGUCAUCUUUUCACCAUGAACUCAAACUAAAAAGACGGGUCCAGCGGGAACGCAUCCACCGGGAGCGCAGCCAGAGCUCCUGCAGCUCCCGCAGCAGCCAGAGCAGCCAAUCGGAUGACUUGAACACCCAAGAGAUGGAGAGGAUGGAAAAGAUGGAGAAAGACAAGCAGGAUUUAGAGAUUGAAAGCAUCAUUCAGCACGCCCGGGAACUGGAAAUUCGCCGAAGGGAGGCAGAGGAGAGGGAGAGGAGGAAACAGAAGGAGGUGCAGAUGGAGCUAGAGAGACAGCUUAAAGAGGCUGAGAUGUUGAGAGAGAGCAUGAAGGCCGAGAUGCAGGAGAAGGAAAAGAAAGCUGAGCAGCAGAAGAUCAGGAUCCAUGAGCUGGAGCAGACACAGCAGAAGCUGGAGGCUGCUCUCAAUAUGGAGAUCCAGGCUCGGCUGGAGGAGGAAAGGGCCAGACAGGAGCUGGAGAGGUUGCUGGAAGCUGAAGAGGAGAAGAGAAAGCAGUUUCAGCUCCUCCAGGAGCAGCAGAGGGUCCUGCAGAGAGUCAGUCCUCCACAGGAAUCCUCCGAUGGCAGCACAGAUGAGGAAACUCCUUCAGCCCUCCACUCAGCCUCCCAGGAGCUGCAGCAUUUGCAGGCGUCGCGCCAGAGGAGCCAUCAGCACCUUGAGGAGGUGCAGGAGAGACUUAGGAAUGCCACUCAUUCCGUACGGCACUGGAACAUCCAGCUGAACCGCCUGAUGACACCCAUUAAUCCUGGAGAGCGUUUAGAAGGUCGUUUUGUGUCAAAAAACAUGUGUCCAAAAAAGGAGGGAGCUUUGGCCAGCAACGAAUUCAUCUCCAGAUUUAAGAUAAAAGUCGAUGAGAAGAUAGGAAGAGGCGAACAUGAGAGACUGGGCAAGCAGAUGGAGGCCACCCACCUGUCAGAUAACUCAGACGAAUAUGAGGAAAAACCCAAUGGACAGAUGUGAUCACCAUGACGAUAGCUAGCUAUAUAUAGAGACAAAAGAAAUUAUUUGUUUAUGUAAGACUGAUAAUAAAAGAGGUAAGAAUAAUAUUAAUAUGACAUAAAACAUUCAUCAUAUUUAUAUUUUGAGCUGCACGUUGGAAAGAGAUGAUAAGAAGUGUUGGGCAAUUUAAUAAAAACACAUCUAAGAUUCACUGAGAUUUACAAUUUUGUUAAUAAAGUUUACUAGUUUAAAGCUCU